CCGGUUCCCCAGGCUCGACCAGCGCCUGAGGAGGUAUGCUCCUCGGAUGCUGGGCCUGUGCGCGCCCCCAUCAUAUGCAGGUGGCUGUUUGAUUGGCCACGUGGCGUCUGCUGUUGGCGGCGUGGCUGUCCAUGACGCGUGGACAGGGGUGCCGCCAGCAGAGAGUGAAGAAGAUGAUAAACAUGGCGGUGCAGCACUUCGGAAACAUGAUGGAGUGGGUUGGGGAGCUGCAAUAUGGAGAUAGCUUUCUUUACACAGAGACGUUCGAUACUGAUGAUGACGCCUGGCAUAGAGAGGACGAUGGGCAUGAUGAGGUGGACGUGGUCAACUACUUCGGCGGUAACUUCGCAAACCUUUGCGCAGUCCACGUGGAUGAGGGGAGUGGUGACGAUGAGCAGGAAGAAGAAGACGUUGUCAAUGGCGAAACAGGCGAGCUAGAGGACGAUGACGUCGUCGGCUACUUUGCAACCAUCAAUUCGGGCGAGAGCGACAUUAACAACACUGAUAAGGACGACGAAGACAACAACAACAUCAACAACAACGCCGACACCGACGUGGAUGACGGUGGAGACUAUGGCAGCAGUGGGGCAGCACGCAGUGAGGGUGUCAGCAUCAACAACAACUACAACAACAACAACAACAACAACAACAACAACAACAGCAACAAUGACAACAACAACACCAACAACAACAACGACAACAACAACAACAACAAUAACAACGAUGAAGAAGCCACACGCUUGCAAUGGGUGGAUCGCGGUGAGAUUGGGGUUGUUGGGCGAUUGGCACAGGCGCAGGUAAACAACAACAACGAUAAAGACGGCGAGUAGGGAAUGGGCGAAAUGGGUGAGGAGGUUGUGAAGGAUGACAAUGACAACAACAACAACAGCAACAACAACGACAACAACAACAACAACAACAACAACAACAACAACAACAACAACAACAAUAACAGCUGUAACGACAACAACAAUAUCAACAGUCAUGAUGACGGCCAUGGCGACAACCACGGGAGCAGUGGGCCAGAGAGGGGAGCUGAUGCAUCUAACUUCGGCAUCAUGGGGAAGAUGCUGCCACCAGUGCACGGGGGGAGAACCUGCUGCUUAUCAUGGUUGGCGAUUUGGGGUUUGAGAUCGAAGUUACGACUGA
Molecule: messenger RNA, 1149 nt
Organism: Chara braunii
Lineage: Eukaryota; Viridiplantae; Streptophyta; Charophyceae; Charales; Characeae
Source: the annotation of a GenBank genome assembly